CACUUAUGUCCAGAGCUGAACCCUCAUUGUGUUCACUGUCAUUCGUCUACAACAGAGCACUGACGUAAAUGGCAUCACCUUCCGGUGUUUUAGCAGAAGAGCAGGUGCACUGUUCCAUCUGUCUGGAUGUGUUUACCAACCCGGUGUCCAUCCCCUGCGGACACAACUUCUGUAUGGCAUGCAUCGGCAGCUACUGGAAAUCCAGUGCUCUCUUUAUGUGCCCGAUGUGCAAAAAGACCUUCUUCAGACAGCCCGAGAUCAGCAUAAACACAGUGCUGAGAGAAAUCGCUGAAAAGUUCAAAGAGAUGAGAGCCAACCCAGUCAACAACCUUCGGAGAACCAUGCAGCCAGAACCCGGACGAACUACCGAAGAGCUGCCCGAGCUAAUUCCUCCUGACGGGCUGUGGACACAGGGGGUGCCCUGUGACGUGUGCUCUGGCCCUCCACAACGGGCGGCAAAGUCGUGCCUGGUUUGUUUGACGUCUUACUGCGCAGAGCAUCUGAAGAGCCACGCCGCUCGCUUCACCAAACACAAACUGAUCGAGCCGGUGCGGAACCUGGAGGAGCGCAUGUGCACUAAACACGAGAGGCUGCUGGAGCUGUUCUGUAAGAAAGAUCAGACCAUUGUGUGUGUGCUGUGCACCGAGAUGGACCACAGGGCUCAUUACACUGUGCCGGUCGAACGAGAGUGGAGCGAGAAGAAGGCUCUGCUGCGUAAAACUGAAGCUGAAGUUCAGCAGAUGAUCCAGGAGCGUAUGAAGAAAGUCGAGGAUUUCAAACACUCAGUAGAGCUCAACAAAGCCAGCGGUCAGAAAGAGAUGGAGGACAGCAUGCAGGUGUUCUCAGAUCUGAUCCGAGCGCUUCAGAAAGCCCAGGCUGAGUUGGUGUUGGACAUCGAGGAGAAACAGAGGAAGACGGAGAUCUGGGCCAACGCUCAAAUUGAAGAACUGAAGAGCGAAAUCGAUGUGUUAAAGAUGAGAAACACAGAGUUGGAGUAUCUGGCGCACACUGAAGACCACAUCCAUUUUCUACAGAACUUUUCAUCAUUAAUGUCUCAUCCACACACUAAGGACUGGUCUGAGAUCUGUGUUCCUGCAGAUCAGUGUGUGGGUACCACAAGAAGAGCUGUGCUCAAACUGGACCAGACGUUUACUGAAGAAACGGACAAACUUGUUGAAAUAGAGCUGAGGAAGAUUCAAAAGUAUGCAGUCGAUGUAACCUUUGACCCGGACACGGCUAAUCCCUGGCUGCAGCUGUCGGAGGAUGGGCGCCAGCUGCGUCACCUGGGGGCGUGGCAAGACCUGCCCGACACACCCGAUCGCUUUGAUACAGUGGUCAUCGCUCUCGGCCGCCAGGGCUUCUCCUCAGGCCGCAGAUACUGGGAGGUCCAGGUGGGCGAGAAGGACGACUGGUAUCUGGGUGUGGCCCGGGCGUCCGUCAACAGAAAGGGCAGGAUUUCAGUGAGCACACUUCACGGUUACUGGGCUCUAGCCAUGAAGAAAGGGCAGGAAUACCGAGUGUCCUCCUCACCGCCCGUUCUGCUCUCCAUCGAGCCCAAGCUGAGAAAAGUGGGCGUGUACGUGGAUUAUGAGGAAGGACAGGUGUCGUUCUAUGACGUAGGGGCCAGAAGUCACAUCUACACCUUUAUGGACUCGUUCAAAGAGAAACUCCUCCCAUUCUGUUAUCUCUACUGCUGCGAUAAAGCCUCUGACACCAUGACCAUCUGUCCUGUACAAGAGAAGUCGCAUGUCAAACAGUGCUGAUCGACAGGAUCGACUGAAAAAGUAAUGAAUUACUAGUUACUAAUUAUACAUUAAUAGUGUCAAUAGAUUACUGUACACAUGACUCUCUCCAAAAAGUAUUUUUUUACUUAAUACUAAUUACUUUCUAUAUCCUAUAUCAACCUUGAUUAGUUCAGUGAUUCAAGGAUAGACACGAAACAACUCUAAAUUAAUAAAAAUAAAUAAUUUAAAACUAAAUAAAGUACUCUUAUUAACUGACUAAAUCAGGGGUCUUAAACGUUUUUAAUAUGACUCAGGCCAUGGGUGCUUAAGCUCCCUGAAAACUAUUUUAUUUGUUUCCAGCUAGUGUUGCUUUCAUCAACAAAGUAUGGCUAAUGUCGUCGUCAACGAAUGAGACGAGACGCAGCGUAAAUGCUGGUCAUAUGACGAUAACUAUAAUUAAAUGUUUAAUGCAAUAUUGUUGACAAAUAAAAACAGAACUAAAUGUGGUUUACAAAAUAAAAACUCUGCCAAAGUGUCUCUUCAUAUUCGUUGACCAAAUCGAGAUGAGACGAAAUGUUAUAACGUUAUUACGUCUGAUGCUUUAACCUAGAUGCGAAGCGGAAUCCUGUUAUUUAAAUGUAAUCUGGUUGAGUGUUGGUUGAGGAUUCAUCCGCGUGUACACUGUAUGAGGAUAUGAACACAUGAACUUCGUCUCAAGAGUUGCUCUGAGAGUUUAUUUUAUGAGCGUUUAAUGUUUGAGUGAAGCUCUCAGCAAACACAAAAACUCUUCCAAAAGACGCGUGAAAAUAAAAGUUCUGUUAAAUUGUACACUCAGACAAAAAUACUUUAGUGUAUAGUAUUUGCUAUUAAAAAUUGUAGUGCCCCUGUAGUGCAUUGAUAAAUACUGUAUACCAUAGUUAAGUUCAAAAACACAAUCGUAUCUAAGAAUUUUACUGCAGUUUACUAUAAUAAACUGUCAUGAUUCCGCCUCAUCAUGUCAUGUCUUUCUUGGUCUUUUGGCAGAAUCAUGGCAGGGCCUCAUGUUUUGUGUGGAGAGAAACAUAUUCUUGUUUAUAGUUUGUUACAUACCUGUUUGCUCCCCAUCGUGGGUUUUUGUUUCAUCAAAAGUUUAUUCGUUAUUUGCACUACCGCCUGCGUCUGUGUUCUCCUCCUGCCGAUCCUGACAGUAAAUACUAUAGUCUACUACAGUAAUUUAUGUGGACGAAUAUAUCACUAUUGUGUAGUAAAAAUGGAAAAACAAACAAAUUAGAAAAUGUAAACAAAUUAAGAUAGUGUAAAAUUGAUAUGGCCCUAAACCUAAUACGUUUUUUCCUUUGUACACUACAUAUCUGUAGAUAAAGGGGAACACUAUGCAAAGUUUGGGGAAUAAAGGCGUAUGAGUGAGGAAAACUGCAUGCCAUAUAAACAUCCGAAUCAAACCGCUCUUUAUAUACUUUAUUAUAGUCUCAAAAGAUCAACAUUGAUUUUGCACAUUUUAAACAUAAGAGUUCACCAAUAUAACUCUAAUAAUUUAAAGAAAUCACUAUUUGUGAACAACAAUCCUAAAAUCAAUGCAAUCAAAAUUAUUUGUAAACUCAAAUCUCAAAAGUGAAAUUUUCAGUUCACAGACAACCUUUCAUUCGUGCUGUUUUGUUCGCUCAGAAGCUGAACACAUCAUUUCACCUUAUUUCAUGUUUGCUAUACUAAUAAAAAAAGAACCCUGUACUAAAUUCAUUCAUAUUCACAGUAGCUUAUUUAUGGGCACAUUGUGAUUACAAAAAUGAAGUAGUGUAUGUUCAUGCAAAGAUUGUUGUAUAGCAGACUGCAGGUUAUAAAAAAUUGACCCCUUAAUCUUAAAAUAAUUACAGUAUAAAUAUUUGAUUGAAUUUCCUGAAUUCUUUAUUCCCCAAACUUUGUAUAUUGUUUCCCUUUACCAACAGAUAUGUAGUGUAGAUAUGUUUGCGUUUUUUAAGUUUAUUCAAUAACGAUCUUGUGACAUUAGGAUAACCUCCAGUACACACAACACAUGAAAGUGUUACUCGAAUAUGACACGUGCAAAUGUCUUCACCUGCUGGUCAGAUCACGAACAGCUUCUGGAGAAAAGCGCUUCCGAUGUUUACAUCCUCUGAAGUCAUCUUAUGUUGUUCAUCCAUUAUCUACCAUAUUAUAAUCAUUAUUAACAAUACUCAAAAAAGUUUAACACAAUAACACAAUUAACUCCCAAUAUUGUUUUUGACAUGUCUCAACAUUACUGAUGAAGAUGUUUUUCAAGGUUUGUUCACACUUGUUCAGGGAAGCAAUAUAAACAAGAAAAUUGCUUCUUUUGGUAAAAGUCGAUUGAUGAACUUUAAAAUAAGAAACUAUUUCAAUGUCAAUUCUAUUACCAGAAUGUACGUGAAUAUUUACAAAUUCGAUUUGAUAUGAACGAGAAACAUUUUCAUUUUCCUCUGUGUUAUGAAAUCUGUGAUUAAGAUUUUUCUAAUAAAUGAUUUGAUUGAUGUGCUUUUAGCAUGAUAAACACUUACUGUAUAUAAAAUGUGAAUGUAUAAAUGGUUUCUUUGCAUAUAUA
This is a messenger RNA of Triplophysa dalaica, 4293 nucleotides long. Its product is annotated as E3 ubiquitin-protein ligase TRIM39-like. Gene Ontology annotation, molecular function: protein binding; zinc ion binding. Bases 69 to 1763 code for a protein of 564 amino acids. The transcript has 7 exons. The record is from RefSeq and is a predicted model, not a curated record. NCBI's taxonomy places the organism in Eukaryota, Metazoa, Chordata, Actinopteri, Cypriniformes, Nemacheilidae.